Molecule: messenger RNA, 1372 nt
Organism: Aspergillus candidus
Lineage: Eukaryota; Fungi; Ascomycota; Eurotiomycetes; Eurotiales; Aspergillaceae
Product: SET domain-containing protein
Exons: 2
Coding region: 85-1149 (354 amino acids)
Molecular function (GO): protein binding
Source: RefSeq, a predicted model, not a curated record
AUUGCUUUGGGCUCUACGGAGUAGUUUCCCCAGUUUUCCCUCCCCCACGUAUGCUCCCUCUACUAGUCCACCACGACUCUCACCAUGUCCCAGGUAGUAUAUAUAACUGUCGAGUCUCCCGACCGGGCCCAGGGAGACGGGAACGCCUUCGCUCAGGCAGAGUGGAUUCACCCACACUUGAUUGAAAGCGUGCACCCGGCCAAAGGUCGUCAGUUCCGCGUGUCUGGACCCGUCCGGAAAGGCGAGCAACUUCUCGUCGAUCACCCCUACGCAAUCAUUCCUGUCGUUGAUGAGCCGGCCUCCAACGACAACCUCCUCUGCAGCAAUCCCACUUGUAAUCGUCGAGCGAGUUGCCCUACGCGCGUGUCCUGCCCUGAUGCCUGUAUCACUGACGUCGUCUGGUGCGGCGAGGCCUGUCAGAAUGCUGACACCCGGCGCCACGCUUUUGAGUGUCUCUGGCUCAAGAGAUAUGCGGGCUUGAUCCGGGCCAAAUGGGGUGAAUACGACUUUGGCAUGUUGUGGCUGAUUGUCCGAAUAUUGGCGACGCGACAAACUGGUCAUGCAUCACCAACGACAAAUUUCGAACUCCAAGGGGAACAAGAGCGCUUCAAGCAGGGGUGGGAUGCCAUUGAAUCCCUGUGCGGGUCGCAGGAUACGUGGUCCCACGAACAGGUCAAGGCAUGGAGCACCCUCGUGAAGAAGUACCUCCGAAGCAGCUCGAUCCUCCCGCACGGGCUCCCAACAGACCGCAUACUGCAUCUCAUCUGUCAAGAGGAAGCCAACUCUUUCGGCCUCUACCCUCGAGAAACGGGGGUUUUUCCCCUCCCCCACCCGCCGGUCGACCGAGGGGAGCAGUUUGCAGCGGCUGUCUAUGCGGUAGCGGCUAUCGCGAACCAUUCCUGCUUGCCCAACGUAUCGCACAAGCCGGAUAAUCAGGGCCGUAUGGUUUUCACCGCAUCCCAGGAUAUCCUGCCCGGCGAAGAGUGCUGUAUCUCAUAUUUCGACUUGACGCGUUUUGGUGACUUGAACACACGUCGGGAGCACCUGCGUAAAUCCUUCCGAUUUGUGUGUCGGUGCGAGCGGUGUUCAUCAGAAGAGCCGGUCGAGGAGGCCGUCGAAUGGACGGGAAUGCCCUUGAUGGAUGACUAGACUCUGUUCCUGGUUCUGGCAUGAAUUUCGGUAUGGGGUACUUGUGUGAUUCUCAAGGACGCUCGGCGGUUUGGCGCUCAGGGGUCCACGACAUAGAGCUAAAUUUGAUAUGAGUUACGAUUAAAGCUUGGAUGACGACUGGAUUGAUUCAUUAGCGUUAGUUACAUUGCUCAAAAUGCCGAUAGAACAGCCCUAUUCGAGUUGCCUUGUUGCUGAACACGGG